UGGAUUUGAACACGACGACGACGCAAAUGACCGUCACCGUAAAGACUGACAAUGGCACAGAUACUAUGAACUUUGUGGAGAAGACACCUCUAGUGUUAUUGAUUCUUUACAGUAUGCUGUACAUUGUGACUUAUCUUAUCGCUAUCGUUGGCAAUAUCAUGGCAAUGUUGACGUGCUACAAGAAUUAUCGCAUUACGACAUCUAUUCUUCUGGUGUACAUUGCAAGUCUAGCCAUCGCUGAUUUGCUUUUUACMCUUCUUACCACAUUUGACUAUGUGUACUUUUUUACCAACUCUUGGCCAGGAGGAAAUGCAGUUUGUAAACUUCAAGGGUUCUUCGUGGAAACRUCUUACAGCGCUUCCAUUUUGACUUUGGUUGCGAUAAGUUAUGAGAGGUAUCGAUCGGUUGCGUCGAAGGGACUUGCCCGAAGUCAGCGCAUCGAACGACGCACAAUCAUUAGUAAAGGCAUUUGGGUCUUUUCUGUUUUGAUUUCUUUGCCAUUGUUGUAUGGUUACUCCGUAAUCGAAGAGAACAAAACUGGCAGACUUCUGUGCGUUAACCAUGUAUCAUGGGGUGACAGAGGUCGUCAGAUUUACUACACAUGCCAGGCUGGUUUCAUCUAUCUUCUGCCUUUGUCAUUCAUGAUUUGGGCUCAUUGGAAAAUCUUUCAAGUCCUCAAAGUCCAUGCGGCUAAAAAAAUGGUCAGCUCAGUAGARUGUAAACARCGCAAGAUCACGCACAUGCUGGCUGUUGUGACUCUCAUCUUCUUUGCUUGCUGGUCACCCUUCAUUGGUGUUCGAGCCCUGAGGUACUACUACGUUUACGAGGGUUUUGAACUAUGGAAGCUUACUCAACUUGUAAUCCUUGUCAAUUCUGCUAUAAACCCGGUCUUGUACUGCUUCUAUAGUGGUCAGUUCCGUACAGCCUUCAAACAGAUGAUAACUUGCAAAUGGAAAAUGAAUUUACGAAAGAUUUCCCGUGCUUCUCGGCGAAGUGGAAGGGAAAGCCACUCUCCGAACAGCUUUGCUGAUAAAUCCGACGAGCAAGCAAGCACCCACUCUACGGGAUGGCAUAAAUUAAGCACUUUAGUCAAACCUAAACAAUCUAAUGCCCAUUCUGGUGAAGAUAAAAACAAAGUAUAGAAUUUAACGCUAUAUUAGGGAUAAUCUUCAGUAUAUACUCAAUAUGAUAGAACAAUAGAUGUUGUAUUUAUGUAUGAUAAGUAUCUAAGGAUAUCUUAAGAAAUCAAACAAUUAUAAAGUUAUUGUAGGCUGUUUUGUUUCAGUACAAAAGUUGAAGUUUACAAAUAGACAUAGAAGAUUAUUGAUGUGCUAAAAGAUUGGUUUAAACAUAAAGAAAAUAGUUAGUAAAUAGGGUACAUUUACGGACKAAGAAAUGACAAAAUAGCUAACGCAUUAGUUAAUGAGCUUAAUGAUGUUUAAUAAAGUGUAAUUACGAUAAAAUCAGCUCUUUAGCUCUUAUGCAAACCAAUUAUGAUGUAAUAGCAAACUCAUAUUAAGAAAAACUCCAAAUUUAAUUUAAGAAUAUGAUAAAGAUCUGCAGAGAAGUCACGCAUCCACGAAAUACAAACAAUGGACAAAGGGAAACAAGAACUUUGACGUCAUUUCUGACAAUAUUUAUACACGCUUGUUAGGAUUGCGACAUGCUGUAAAAAAGCGUAUUUACUGAUUUAUCUAGUUGGUCAACAGUAGAAUAAGUUAAGGCACUCUAUGUAUAUAUUACUAUGUGAUGAGAAGAUAGAAAAACCUUUUA
Molecule: messenger RNA, 1773 nt
Organism: Exaiptasia diaphana
Lineage: Eukaryota; Metazoa; Cnidaria; Anthozoa; Actiniaria; Aiptasiidae
Product: D(2) dopamine receptor
Exons: 1
Coding region: 27-1142 (371 amino acids)
Biological process (GO): G protein-coupled receptor signaling pathway
Cellular component (GO): membrane
Molecular function (GO): G protein-coupled receptor activity
Source: RefSeq, a predicted model, not a curated record